Messenger RNA from Penicillium canescens, 1101 nucleotides. RefSeq lists its product as uncharacterized. Bases 1 to 1101 code for a protein of 366 amino acids. Lineage: Eukaryota; Fungi; Ascomycota; Eurotiomycetes; Eurotiales; Aspergillaceae. The transcript has 3 exons. The record is from RefSeq and is a predicted model, not a curated record.
AUGGCAGCUGGCAUCACUCCACCAGGGAGUGUCCUUGAACCUCCCCUUACACCGCCACCUACGGCAGAGAAGCCCUUGUCGAGAAGCGCCCAAAGCGUGGUGAACUGUUUGCGACUCCAUCGUGCAAACCACCGGCCAAGAUCUUGGUGGGAAGGUCGACUAAGACCUGACGACUAUACACAAGUAUUACGUGCGCUGGAUGCUGACAAAUCUCUUCGAGACUACGUGGAAGAUAAAGUACGAUACGACUACGAUCCCUGUCGCCACUGCCUGACAAUCCGAAUGCCAAGUCCUCUCCAUGACACGUUUUGUGCAAGGAUAGUCGACGAAAUAUCAAGACAGCUGAGGCAAUACCAACAGAACAACGAACCACUCGCCGAUUUCGCCAAGGAAGUCGAACACUUUGCCACAUCUCGAAUCUUGAUACCUGAAGUUACACCUGAUGGUGCAGAGACUUAUUCCAGACGGGAACCGGAUGCCUCAUUUGGGCAUCGCCAAGCACACUAUCCCGGUGUAAUUGUGGAGGUGUGCUAUUCACAGAAAAGCCGACGUGUUUCCCACCUGGCGGAUGAGUACAUCUUGAACACUGAUGGGAGCGUGAAUGCGGUGCUUGCCUUCGACAUUGAUUACAAAGGGUCCAAGAGAGCGACCGUUACCAUGUGGCGACCGGAAUAUGUAACGGUAAAUGGUGUAGAGGAGUUUCGUGCGGCCACCGUGAUAGAAGCACAGCCAUUCCGGACGGACUCUGGGUUGCCAACUGAGGGAAUAGCGCUACGACUAUCGCUAAGGGACUUCGCGACGGAGGAGCUUGCUCGAGACCAUGUGGGUCUCGAACGCGAAAUCGUCAUUACAUCGAAGCAGCUUUGGGAUUUCCUUUCGAGCGCUGAAGCAAGGCAACAGAUACAGACACAACAUAAAGGCUCAAUUAAUCGAAUACGACCGGGUGCUUUAAAGCGCCGACGACCUCAAACACCCCCUGAACAGCUAAGCUCGGAAGACGAAGGGUCUGUCACGAGAGGAAGAGAAAUUAAACGGGGACGUCAAAGUAGCGACUAUCGCCCGAGCUCUUCGCCCGGAGACUCCACGAGUGAGCUGCACUGA